Molecule: messenger RNA, 1444 nt
Organism: Zingiber officinale
Lineage: Eukaryota; Viridiplantae; Streptophyta; Magnoliopsida; Zingiberales; Zingiberaceae
Product: transcription factor NIGT1-like
Exons: 6
Coding region: 194-1429 (411 amino acids)
Biological process (GO): regulation of DNA-templated transcription
Molecular function (GO): DNA binding; DNA-binding transcription factor activity
Source: RefSeq, a predicted model, not a curated record
UUUGAUUCCUUUCCCUCUUCCGGUGUCCCAUCUCUCGUUUCUUCUUUUCCUCUUCCAUCCUUCUCUCUCCCAAACCGUUUCUUGUCUUGUUAUGUGAUACAGCCUCUUCUCGGUUUCUCCUCAUCAAUUUGAUGAACAAAGCGAAGUCCGAUACUUCUUCCAUUGAUUCCUCUUGUAUCUUUGUGUUCGCCGUAUGAUCACGAGGUGUUUGACCUCGGCUCCCGACCAAGCCAUGGAUUUUUCUUGCAGUGACUACGUCCGCGCGCUUGAGGAGGAGCGCAAGAAGAUACAAGUGUUCCGUAGAGAGUUGCCUCUUUGUAUGCAACUCGUCACUCAAGCCAUCGAAAGCUUCAGGCAAAGGAUGGAUGAUAGGCCUGUGCUGGAGGAGUUCAUUCCGUUGAAGCCGAGCUCGUCAUCGUCCUCGAAAGAGAGAUUUACAGAUGCUCAGAAGAGCACGCCACCGCCGGCGACCGGAUCGUCUGAGAAGCUGGAUUGGCUUAAGUCGGUCCAGCUGUGGAAUCAGAGUGCAGAAACAGAGGUGGAGCCUCCUCCUCCUCCUCCUAUGAAGCCGAUAGCAGUCGGUGCUAACGGGGGAGCAUUUCAUCCUUUUGUAAGAGAAAAUAAAGUUGCUGCAGCGGCAAGCUCAAAUGCUAGCAAAGGAGACGUUUGUGGUGGAGGAGGUGAUGGUGGCAGCGAUGACAAGAAGGAAGGUCAGCCUCAGUCUCAGUCUCAUAAGAAGACAAGACGGUGUUGGUCGCCGGAGCUCCACCGCCGGUUUCUCCAUGCCCUCGAGCAGCUCGGUGGCGCUCAAGUUGCAACACCAAAGCAAAUCAAGGAGCUAAUGAAGGUGGAUGGCCUGACCAACGACGAAGUUAAGAGCCAUUUACAGAAAUAUCGACUAUACCACCAGAGGCAGAGCCCUGAAGCUAAAGGCACCGAUAGCAUCCAUCAUGUUCCACAGUUUGUGUUAAUGAGAGGCGUAUGGGUUCCACCUCAGGACUCCCCAGCAGCAGUAGAAAUUGCUGGUUCUGGUUCACCUGCUCCUCGUGUUUACACCCCUGUGGCUACACUGGCAUCAGACUUAAGAUUCAAGCAGCAGAAGCCUAGCAUGGCACAAACAAGAGGAAAAAAUAAUGACGACGAUGACGAUGAUGGUGCAUCCAACUCUUCCUCUUCACAGACGACAACUGCCUCACCUCAGCGGAGAUAUCCCUUCACAUGGUAUGAAAUGGAAUGGACUGCUUGGAGAAGGAUGGAAGCCAAUGACAGUAUCUUAUCUUAUCAUAUCAUGACAAAGAUAUCCAAUAAUUGGCUGCUUUUUAGGAUAAUUUUCGGAUUAUGUUGUCUCUUAUCCUUUGUGUACGCCUCUUGCUGGAAUAAUGUUGUAGCAAAUGCUUACCGACAAACAUUACUUAAUCUAGGCAUCUAAUUCUUUAAAUUUAAU